UUUAGAUCCGAAUUUGGAGUUGCUGGAAACUCGCGACAUCCCCGAUCCUACAACGAUCGUCCCUCUGCUGGAUUUUCCCUCCGUAAACGAAAGUUACCCGGAUUAUCGGGACGACGAGAACGUUUCCAGGGCCGUAUUUAAAUUGGAAUCUUACGCGGAUAACUUGGUGAAUUUGUGCUUUUUGACGGCCAGAAUCCUGCUGGAAACUCUCCUGCCGCACCAGCACAACGAAAAGAUCGUAAACAGACAAUUUAUCGUGGUAGCGUAUAAAAUAUCAGGCAAACACGUCCCGUCCAUAAAGGUGGUUCCCCACAAAUUGCACCUGCGCCCUUCGGACGACCUUCCCCCCGGCGAAGCCGAUACUUUGUUGUGUUCGAGCAUGAAGAACCCGCAUUGGUGGCGAGAGGACGAGAAAAUAAUCCCGCCCGUUUGUAUAUUGAAGUUCCAUGCUAGAGGGCGCGUCGUGAGUCGAUUUUCCCGGCCGUUUUCGUUAACUAUCACACGGAACGAGUCCGAAUCGAUCGUAUCGAUAAGCGCGGUAGUACCGAAAACGUACGAUGGAACUAACGAGGAUUUCGAAAGGAUGACUGUCUAUAGGAUAGACGUGUUCAAAGGGCAGGAUUAUUUCGUGGAGUUUGACGAAUUGGGCUCGAAUAAACUGAAGGUAUAUGUAACUAAAUUCUACAAGCCUACUGUGGAAGAAUUCGUGGAUAAAUCGAGCGAAAUUAACGCGAAUUCCAGCAAAUUGUUUAUAGAAGUCGACGAGGAUUACGAUCGUUGGGAUUAUUUAACAAUCACUCCUUUCGAUAACACGGCAUCCGUCGAUACGAAAUUCGCGUUCAAAGUGUACACAAUCGCCUGUCACAGUUGGAACUCCAAUAAGAGGAAAUGGGAGUUUUCCUGCGAUAGCACGAAUACUUCGAACGUAACAACAAUCGAAUGUUUGUGUUACAAAUCGUCGGUGCUCAGCGCCCGGGUCACGAAUAACGCCGUGAGAUUGGAACGCUCUGUAUAUACCGAGCACAAGCUAGAAAUCCAAGCUUGCUAUGUGAUAUUUUUCGCGGUUUUAAUCGUUUGGAUCGCUUAUUGCGCUUUGCUUUUGUACAUUUUGAUGUCGCGAAAGGGAAAAGCGGAGUCUUACGAGGAAGUAUAUUUUUUAAGCGACGUUCCCAGCUAUUGCAAGUUUGGAUAUUUGAUGGUGAUUAAGACUGGCGACAAGAGAAACGCCGGUACUACUUCCAAUAUUGUCAUCAAAAUUUACGGAUCGCGUGCUGACAGCAAGGAGCACGUGCUGAAUUAUCCCGAUCCCUACAAAUUGUUGUUGCAGAGGAAUUCUGAAAAUUGGUUUUUCCUCGCUACGGAACGCCAUUUGGGCGAUAUCGAGAAAAUCGAGAUGUGGUUCGAUUCUGUAGGAUGCAAACCAUCCUGGCAUUGCAUGGAAUUGGAGAUUCUCGAUCUGCAAACGAGCAC
Molecule: messenger RNA, 1470 nt
Organism: Phyllotreta striolata
Lineage: Eukaryota; Metazoa; Arthropoda; Insecta; Coleoptera; Chrysomelidae
Source: the annotation of a GenBank genome assembly